AAAAAAAAAGGAAUAUGGCAUGAGUCGUGAAUAUAAGAAUAUUGACAUCAAUAUAAUAAAUUUUGCAUGUAAAGUCUAAAAGCCGGUUGAUUUCGUCCAAGAAAUGAAACAUGAGACUAGAAAGCAUAAUCCUAGAUGUCAAACUUUAAUUAUAGUAAAUAUUUAAGAGAGGAAUUGGUUGAUUUAACAAGAAUCCAAUGGUAACAGGCUAGCAUUUUGCUUAAAGUUUGAAUAUUUCCCCGAGUAGGUCAAGCCGCGUAGAUGCUUCCAUCUCAUUGAGUUCUUAACCAGCAAGUUAUCAAAAACAAGUACCAGCACUGAUUAGUUAGACCCCCUUAUCCUUUGUAAUUUCAGUGGACCAACCUGGGUAUUUGCGAAGAAAUUAUUAACGAAAAUGACAUUUGAAAGAUUCUGAAAAACCAGGUUGUUUCACAUCAGUCCUGGAAACGUUAGAUUUAUACCAAUCCACAGUAAUCCCAAUCAGCCACACGUUGGAUUUGUCUGGGUACACCGUCAACGGUCCAACACAAAUUAGUUUCCAGGAGAUCUUUUCUGUCUCAAAUAUAAACCCAACACCAAACUGUUCUUUUCAUUUUAGCUUGUCAACCAAGAACAACUUAAAAUUGCUGAGAGAAAAAGAGAGAGAAACGAAAUAGGUAACUGAAGGAAGAUAUGAAGCUAGUUUGGUCUCCGGAGACAGCAUCCAAGGCCUAUAUUGAUACCGUUAAAUGUUGUGAACUCUAUCAUGAUUCUGGUGUAGCAGAACUUGUUUCAGCCAUGGCUGCAGGCUGGAACGCGAGAUUCAUCGUGGAGACGUGGUCACAGGGUGGAGCUACCGCAACAAGCAUUGGCCUGGCGGUUGCUAGCAGGCAUACAAAUGGAAGACAUGUAUGCAUAGUCCCCGAUGAACGAUCAAGAUUAGAAUACGUUCAGGCCCUGGAAGAGGCCGGCAUGUCACCAGAAGUCAUUGUUGGAGAACCUGAGGAGGUAAUGAAUGGAUUAAAUGGCAUAGAUUUCAUGGUGGUGGAUAGCCAGCGAAAGGACUUUUCCAGGGUAUUAAGGCUGGCAAAACUCAGUAACAGGGGGGCAGUUCUGGUAUGCAAGAAUGCUAAUCCCAAAAGUGCUUCAAGUUUCAGGUGGAGAAGUGUUAUUGAUGACGGAUCACGGCGGCUUGUUCGUUCUGUGUUUCUCCCGGUAGGGAAGGGCUUGGAUAUUGCACAUGUAGCAACCAGUGGAGGAAAUUCAGGUUCAGGCAAAGGCGAAAGGCGGUGGAUCAGACAUGUUGAUCGACAAUCAGGGGAAGAACAUGUCAUACGAAAGUAGAAUAAUAUACUCUUGCUCCUGUAGAAAAGGAGAAUAAAUUUGCACAAUUGUAUGUAGAAAGAUCUCUUUUCAACUUUUUUGUUCUUGACUCUUGAUAUGUACAGAAAUUUUGAACCUGAAAAUUAUUUGGAAGAACAUUCCAAUCACCUGAUAGAAUCAACUACUAAUGGUUUCAAGGAGGUUUUACACCUUA
Durio zibethinus is the source of this 1516-nucleotide messenger RNA. RefSeq lists its product as uncharacterized. NCBI's taxonomy places the organism in Eukaryota, Viridiplantae, Streptophyta, Magnoliopsida, Malvales, Malvaceae. The record is from RefSeq and is a predicted model, not a curated record.